UAAUACAAGUAGUGAGAGUGUUUUUUUACUGAGCCAUGAGUUCAUCUUCAGAAAUAGCUUGGCAGCUAAUGGAAUUCCAUGAUUAUUUGUCCUUAUCAAGCUCUGAAAAGAAAAUCAGGAAACAUGUCACCCCAAAGCAGUGGCAGCUGGACAGGUGUCCUCGUUUACGUUCACUGGUAUCCGAGACACUGGAGAAUAAAGGAGACAUGUUACACAAAGCUGUCUGGGAUGAUGCCUUAGAAGAGGUCAAAAACAUCUUUAGCCAUGGAGUUACUGUUGACUGUCAGAACACUAUGGGCUGGUCUCCAUUGCACAGUGCUGCCUGCCGAGGAAAUCUCCCUUUGGUAAAGUACUUGCUUCAAAAAGGAGCUACCCUUAACUUCAGAGACUUCUGCAACUAUACCCCACUACACAGGGCAGCUUGGAAUGGCCAUGGGCAAACAGUGGAGUAUCUGCUGCAAAGUGGUGCCCAUCCUGACCUUCUGAAUUACUCAGGGGAAUCGCCACUGCAUUUGGCUGCAGGCAAUGGACAUGUGCAUACUGUUCGCUUAUUACUGAAGUACAAAGCCCAAGUCGAUAUUAAGGAUAGCAAUAAGUGGACCCCACUACACUGGUCAAUGCUACAGGGCUGCACAAAUAUGGCUGAACUGCUAUUGUCUAAUGCAGCAUCAGCGGAAGCUAAGACUAAUACAGGCAUGGUCCCACUGCAUCUUUCUGUAUUAUCAGAAAAUCACCAAGUUACGGAGUACCUUUUACAAAGGAAAGUUAAUGUUGACGCCAAGGAGAAUAAUGACCGGACUGCUCUUCAUAUAGCUGCAAAAAAUGGGGACAUACAGAUGCUGCAGAUACUUCUGGAAGGAGGUGCUACAGUUCAGACCUUGGACAAAGAUCUUCUUACUCCACUUCACCUGGCAGCAAGAAAUGGCUCUCCUGGGUCAGUGCGACUGCUUCUACAGCAUGGAGCUUCUGUGGAUGAUAGAGACCUGCUUUACAUGACCCCACUACAUCACGCAGCUUUCAGAGGUAAUGCAGAAACUGCAAUGGCUCUGAUCCAGGGGGAUGCUGAUGUCAAUGCAAGAGACUGGAUUGGGAAGACACCAUCACAUAUUGCAGCAGAGAGAGAUCACUGUGAAGUCAUAAGAGCUCUGAUAGAAAAUGGUGCAAAUGUCAUGGAAAAAACAAAGUGGGGUGAAACGCUCCUAGAAACUGCUUCAGCUAGAAGUGAUGCCACUAUAGUUAAUCUGUUAAAUGAAUAUAGGUCAGUUUAAUUUUAGGCAAAUAUAAACACUCCACCUGGAGUGCAGUUUACUGAAUUAGUCCUUCUAACACUGUAGGUACUCAGCACCCAUUCCUAUAUGAUCAUGUAUUAAGUUUAUUUUCCUCACUUCUAUGUAAAAGCCUGAAAUACCAUUGGAGAUGGAAAUUAAAAUUAUGUAGCAUACCGGAAGCAGUUACAAAACCUUUGUCUGUGGUGAAUUCUCUAGUGGUUACCACUUUUUUACCAAUAUACAAAACAAUGUGCUGAACCCCAAGCAAUACAAUGCACAGAAAUGUAAAGCUGAUCUGCCAUAAUGUUGAUAUAAAAUACAUUUUAUGAGAACUGCAUGAAAAGUGUAUGAAUGAAAAUCUAGCACCAUUCAUACAAGCUAAGUCCUAAUUUUGUGUAUCGAUCAAACCGACAAAACACAACUCCUCCAAAAAUGUAAAUGUGGAAAAAAUUCACAUUUCUUAGAGGGCAGGGUACUGCUCUUCUUCUCCCACCCAAUAAACACACUUGUCUUGAUAACGUUAAAGUGUGUCUAUGUCAAUUUAA
Molecule: messenger RNA, 1813 nt
Organism: Protopterus annectens (West African lungfish)
Lineage: Eukaryota; Metazoa; Chordata; Ceratodontiformes; Protopteridae
Product: ankyrin repeat domain-containing protein 65-like
Exons: 3
Coding region: 36-1268 (410 amino acids)
Molecular function (GO): protein binding
Source: RefSeq, a predicted model, not a curated record